This is a messenger RNA of Notodromas monacha, 4472 nucleotides long. The record is from the annotation of a GenBank genome assembly. NCBI's taxonomy places the organism in Eukaryota, Metazoa, Arthropoda, Ostracoda, Podocopida, Cyprididae.
AUGUGUUGUCUUCAAAACAAAAGACAGGUCCGCGCAUUCGAGGAAGUGGGAAGACGCGAGAGUGCGACAUGAAAGCCAAACCGUGGUCUUGUCGGCGGCUGUGAUAUAAAAGCCCGGAAUAUAAAAAAAAAAAGAAACAUUGAAAAAUAAAUUUCGACAGGAAAUAGAAAGAAAGAGAAAAAAACAGAGAAUCAAGAACAAGAAGAAUAUAAGAAAAUAGCAAUGAGGAAGAGUUGAGUCCCAAGGGCGGGGCGUGAUGCCUGCUGGGCGCCGGGGCCUGGUGGCCCCCCAAAACACUUUCCUGGAAAACAUCAUCCGGCGCUCAAACGUCCUGCCCGACUCGUCGUUCCUGCUGGCCAACGCCCAGAUCGUCGACUUCCCCAUCGUCUACUGCUCUGACUCCUUUUGCAAAAUCGCCGGCUACAACCGAGGCGAAGUCAUGCAAAAGUCCUGUCGAUGCGGGUUCAUGUACGGGGAACUAACAGACAAGGAGACGACCCGAAAGCUGGACGAGUGUCUGGAAAAGCAGCGGCAAGAACAGUUCGAGAUCCUGUUGUACAAGAAGAACCGGACCCCGUUAUGGCUCCUUCUGCAGAUUGCACCCAUCAAAAACGAAAAGGAGACCGUUGUCCUUUUUCUCUGUACUUUCAGGGACAUAACUGCUCUGAAGCACCCGAUAGACGCAGCAGAAGAUUUUCGGCCAGCAGGGUUCAGCAAGUUUGCCAAACUCGCCAGGAGUGUGACCAGGAACAGGUCAAACAUCAUGGGCAAUGCUGUUGGCAAAGACAGCAUGAAGCAGUCUUCUAUGGGAACAUAUGCCCAGGGAAUAUCCAUGUCCACCAGAGUCUUUGAGCACUUCGAGAACCGAUUUUUCAAGGAUGUGAUGAACCUCAAUGCAGACGUUAUGCCACAAUACAGACAAGAAGCACCAAAGACGCCACCGCAUAUCCUGCUACACUACUGCGCCUUCAAAACGAUCUGGGACUGGAUCAUUCUCUGCCUCACCUACUACACCGCCAUCAUGGUGCCCUACAACGUGGCCUUCAAAAACAAGACGUCAGAGGACGUUAGUCUCCUGGUCCUCGACAGCAUCGUCGACUGGGGAAGUGGUGUCGGAUCCGAGGAUCAUCAGCUACUUGAUGGAGUUCAGGACCAAGUAGUAUCUGGAGAACAGGACAAACGGAAUGCUGCACAAGUUACGGAAACUGGUCCUGCUCCUGCUCUAGCCCAGGAACAAAUCACGAGAGUUCCACCAAGCGUUGCUGCGACUGGGAAGAGUUGUGCGCAAACUCGACAGUUAGUCACCCAGAGACUGAUUCGUAAAAUUACUGAAAAAAAUGAGAUGAACUACCUCAAGUCCUGGUUCAUCAUAGACCUCUUGUCCUGUUUGCCUUACGACGUGUUCAAUGCCUUUGACCAGGACGAGGACGAGAUCGGGUCCUUGUUUAGUGCUCUCAAGGUGGUUCGCCUGCUGCGACUGGGAAGAGUUGUGCGCAAACUCGACAGAUAUCUGGAAUAUGGUGCUGCCAUGUUGAUCUUGCUCUUGUGCUUCUACAUGCUUGUUGCACAUUGGCUGGCAUGCAUUUGGUACACCAUUGGCCGAGGAGACGCAGAAAAUGGACUCACCUACUCUUGGCCGUGGAAAUUAGCCAACACUACACACAGGUUUUACAAAUAUGAACUCCGGAAUGACACUUUGGAGCAUGAACUGGUUCAGGGACCCAGCAGAGAAACCAUGUACAUCUCGUCGCUUUAUUUCACCAUGACCUGUAUGACCUCCGUGGGUUUUGGCAACGUGGCCGCCGAAACUGACAACGAGAAAAUAUUCACCAUCUGCAUGAUGGUCAUUGGUGCUCUUCUCUCAGCUACAAUAUUUGGUCACGUGACUACCAUCAUACAACAGAUGACGUCAGCCACUGCCAUUUACCACGACAUGCUGACGAAUGUGCGGGAAUUUAUGAAACUGCACGAAGUGCCUAAGGCGCUUUCCGAGCGCGUCAUGGACUACGUGGUCUCAACUUGGGCCUCCACCAAGGGCAUUGACACACAAAAGGUGUUGAGUUAUUGUCCCAAGGACAUGAGGGCGGACAUUUGUGUACACCUCAAUCGGAAGGUCUUCAACGAACAUCCUGCCUUUAGACUGGCGUCAGACGGGUGCCUGAGAGCGAUGGCUGUGCAUUUCCAAAUGUCGCACUCGGCCCCCGGGGAUCUCCUGUUCCACGUGGGCGAAUCAAUAGAGUCUCUGUGCUUCGUCGUGUCCGGCUCUUUGGAAGUGACGCAAGACGACGAGGUGGUCGCCAUUUUGUCCAAGGGUGACGUGUUUGGCGACGAGGCCUGGAAGGACCAGUCCAUUGGCCAGUCGUCCUGCAAUGUCCGCGCCCUUACCUACUGUGAUCUUCAUCUCAUCAAGCGUGACAAGCUCAUGGAAGUGCUAGACUUCUACCACGCAUUUGCAAAUUCGUUCGCACGAAACCUGGUGCUAACUUACAACCUGCGACACCGGCUCAUCUUCCGAAAGGUUUGCGACGUUCGUCGAGAGAAGGAGUUGGCGGAGCGGGACCGGAACCACCCGCACGAGGAAAUGUCUCAAGAACACCUAGUCCGGAAGUUGUUCUCCAAGUUCAAGCGUGGCGGCACGGCGUCCGCGGCGUCCGUGCGGAGCGACGACCCCGAGCUCGGGCACUCGCUCAUCUCGGAAAGGGCGGCCAUCGAGGGCCCAAUGGACGGCGGCCUUAUCGGCGGGGACACCGGAACGGCGGACCAAACGCCGACCAAGUCCGUUUUGGCGUCCCCGUCGGCGUCGUCCGUCACGGCGGCUGCCAGUGCCAGUGCCGGGGACCAAAGUGUUGUUUCUACACCGGCCUUGAAACGGGGUCUGCCCAAGGGCCGGUGGGCAGCAUUCAUGGGCAAUGGCGAGGCGGCUUCUCCGCCGACACCGGCGCCGUCGUCAGCGGCGUCCGGCGGCCCGGCGGUGCCGCCUAAACCCGCGGGCCUCGCAGCCGCCAUCAAAAAGUCCGCCGAGGAGAACAAGAUCCCCGAGGAACCCGCGGCGGUGGCGGCGGCGGCGACGUCAGCGGCGCCUUCGGACGACCGUGUCGCCGCUGCAGUCGUUGACGCCAAACAGGUCAUUGUGGAGCCAGUAUUCCCGCCGCCAGCUCAGGUCGUCGAGUCUCAGCGACAAAUCCUGGUCGCCAUCAUGGACUUCCGGGUCGACAUCAAGGUGGAGAUCCAGAAAAUCAACCAGCGGCUGUCGCGGCUGGAGGAAACCGUGGCCGGGCUUGAAACGCGGAUCCGAAGACCUGAAUAAGCCCGACUGUGAAACUUCCUCCACCAUUUACACUGGCAAAAACUUAUUUGAACAAACUCGAGGAUUGUUCAUUGAGAUCAUGCUUUUCUUUUUUUAAUUGCCCGGUUUUUUGCCCUGAAAUUUUCUCCGAUCCAUGAGCCGGUGUCACCUGUGCCUCCCACUCUCCCCGUCCGAAUCAAACUCCCAUUCUCAUUCGAACCCUCACUUAUUUCUCCUUUUUAGUUGAAAUGAGUAGCUAUUUCAAUCACAAAUUUGUAACUGUAUAAGUAAUGUGCUGAUCAUGAACUUACAUGGUGGAUAAGUUUUAUCCCAUGAUGAGUAGAGUAAAUCUUGUCAGACAUCACAUCCGAUUUAUUUCUCCAUCUUUUCAAGUAUAUUCUGCAUUGGGAAAAAAUACACUGGGGAAUUUGAGUUGAGUGAGGGUUCAAAAAUGAAUGCGGAUCGGACUAGGGAGAGGUUAUAAACUGCUACACCGGCAGUGCAAUACAUGUCCCACAUUUUUCGCCUUAAAUGUCAAAAGUUUUAUCCAAAUUUUUUCCUGAUCAUUGCAAGAGCGAGAGAGAAAGAGAGCGGACAACGAAAUGCUUUAAAAGUCUUUCACGAUUUGAUGAAAGUUUUGAAGGAAAGGCUUUCUUUCGUCAUGAAAAGAAAUUGAAAAUGGUUACCCUAUCGUUGAGCUUUUUAAAUUAUCGCUGUUUUGUUUUUGAGAUGACAUUCCGAAUUAAAUUAGCGCGGAGGAAAAUAACUUUAUUUUCUUCUCCCUUUGACAUAAAUACAGGAAAUGGCUCAAACGAUUCAUUUUUCCAUUCAUUUCGACGCUUUAUGGUCAAGUUUGUUGUUGAACUUUGCCUUUUCCCUUUUUUGGAAGACUUCAGGGAGCAUUUGUUUGGGUGAUUUCGGGACGAAUGAGAAAAAGAUGAAUUUUUCUAGUCAAUUUCUUCGACAUGGUUUUCAGGCUUAGACUCGCUGUUUCUGUUUUUUGUUUGUUUGUUUUGUUUUGCACGGAACCACGAAUUGAAAAUUUGAAGGGGAAAAUGUCGCUGAUCGACGGAAGAUUCGCGAAAGAUGUGAAACCGUGCUGAGCUAAAUUUCAAUAAAAGAAUUUCGAAAGAGUGAGAAAAAAAGAAACAAAAAAAUAUCGAACUGCGAUUUCCAAUCAUUUAUA